AUGGAGCUCAUAUAUGGAACUGUUCGAUAUUCCAUACCAGAGGAAAUGCGAAAAGGUGCGUUUGUGGGGAAUUUAUCACGAGAUUUGGGGUUAGACGUUAAAAGGCUGAAAUCAGGAAACGCUCGUAUUGUGACGACAGACCCUGUUCAUUAUACAGAGCUGGAUACAGAAAAGGGAAUCCUAGUCGUUAAUGAAAGGAUUGAUAGAGAAGGAUUAUGCAGGUUAACGUCACCCUGCACCAUUAGUUUUGAGAUUAUUCUGGAGAAUCCAUUGGAGCUGCAUCGUGUAAAUGUUGAAAUUGUUGAUAUUAACGACAACUCGCCGUCUUUUCCGAAAAAAGAAAUUCAUUUACAGGUUAGUGAAUUGGCAUUAUCGGGUGCGCGUUUUCUUCUGGAAAACGCAGCGGACCCCGAUGUCGGAAUUAAUUCACUACAAAGCUACACACUGAGUCCUAAUGACAAUUUCGUUUUAAAGCAACACUCACGCGCAGACGGCAGUAAAUAUGUAGAGAUGGUGUUACAGACACCAGUAGAUCGAGAAAAGCAAGAUGAGAUUAAUUUGGAAUUGACUGCAUUUGAUGGGGGCAAACCUCAAAAAUCGGGUACGGUUAAAAUUAUUGUCAUUGUUCUCGAUGCUAACGACAACCCCCCUAUAUUUAGUGAAAGAGUGUACCGAGCCUCGGUACAGGAAAAUGCUCUAAAAGGUACCCAAGUCACGACUGUACACGCGUCAGAUACUGACGUGGGUGUGAAUGGAGAGGUUACUUACUCCAUUACGCACGUCACAGGCUCUUCGGGCGAUCUCUUUCAUCUAGAUUCCCAAACGGGAAAAAUUAUAGUUUGGGGAGAGAUAGAUUAUGAAAACACUCGCUUACUUGAGAUAGAUAUAGAAGCUAAAGAUUAUGGUGGUCUAACUGACUCGUGCAAAGUUAUCGUGGAAGUGACCGACGUUAAUGACAAUGUGCCGGUAAUUACGGUAAUGUCGCUGUCAAACUCUGUCUCCGAAGAUGCCGUACCGGGGACCUCAAUUGGUAUUAUUAACGUUAAAGACUUUGAUUCGGGGAAAAACGGCGAAGUACAAUGUUUCAUCAAUCCAGGGCUUCCUUUUAAAAUACAGUCUUCGUUAACAAAUUAUUUCACCUUGUUAACCGGCGACAAUUUGGACAGAGAAAGCGUUUCAAAGUAUAAUAUAACUAUAACAGCUAAGGAUGCUGGUUUACCAUCUCUGUCAGCUAGCAUAGCCAUCACUUUGGAGAUUUCUGAUGUCAACGAUAACUCGCCUAUUUUCGAGAAACAAUCCUAUAGCGCCAGCUUGAUGGAAAACAAUACCCCAGGAAUGUCCAUCAUCUCAAUCCUUGCCAAAGACGCUGACUGGGAGAGGAAUGCACGCAUUACCUAUAGACUUGGCGAAAGUUCAGCAAGCUCGUACGUCUCCAUUAACUCGGACACAGGAGUGGUGUAUGCAGUCCAGUCCUUUGAUUAUGAGCAGAUGAAAGACUUUGAGUUCAGUGUGGUGGCGCAAGACGCCGGCUUGUCGCCCCGUAGUAGCCAAGUGACGGUAAAGCUUAUUGUACAAGAUGAAAAUGACAACAGUCCCCAGAUUCUUUAUCCAAAAGAAAACGAAGGACGUACUAUGGCUGAAAUGAUUUCACGACAGGCAGAUGUGGGCUAUCUUGUCACUAAAAUAGUAGCAGUCGAUGCUGAUUCUGGAUCAAAUGCGUGGCUCUCAUAUAAACUGUUAAAAGCCACAGACAGAACCAUUUUUGCGGUGGAUUUGAAUAAUGGUGAAAUAAGAACUGCGAGACAAAUAUUGGAAAGUGAUCACAUGAAACAUAAACUUUCAGUUGUAGUGCAGGACAAUGGAGAGCCAUCGCGUUCGGCCAUCGUUAAUAUAAAUGUAGCAGUUGCAGAUAGUUUCAAUGAGCUGAAUUCUGCCUUUAACGAUACUUUGCAGGACAAGGACAACGAGAACAUAACAUUUUAUCUCAUAAUAGCAUUGGUCGCAGUUUGCAGUAUUUUUCUGAUUACAAUCAUAGGAUUCGUAGUGUUUAAAUUUUGCAGACAUGGAUAUUUCCCUUCUUUUUUGGAAUCAUCGAAACCAAACGUUCAUUGCACUCCCCGGUCUUUCUAUCCUCCGCGCUAUGCAGAUGUGGGGGCAACUGGAACUCUGCAGCACGUCUAUAACUACGAGGUGUGUCUAACCACGGAUUCAAGAGCAAGUGACUUUAAAUAUGUCAGACCCUGCAGUCAAAACACUUUACGUCUUCACUCUGCUGCAACAGAAACAUUACGGCACGGCGAAAAAGAAAUCCUUCAGAACGAAAGCAUGGGCACAAGCAGUGAGGUGAGUCAUAAUGUUUCAACUGGAGGUGGCUGA
Erpetoichthys calabaricus (reedfish) is the source of this 2376-nucleotide messenger RNA. RefSeq names its product protocadherin gamma-A11-like. Gene Ontology annotation, cellular component: plasma membrane. Gene Ontology annotation, biological process: homophilic cell-cell adhesion. Gene Ontology annotation, molecular function: calcium ion binding. The record is from RefSeq and is a predicted model, not a curated record. NCBI's taxonomy places the organism in Eukaryota, Metazoa, Chordata, Cladistia, Polypteriformes, Polypteridae. The transcript has a single exon. Bases 1 to 2376 code for a protein of 791 amino acids.